This is a messenger RNA of Polyodon spathula (Mississippi paddlefish), 4145 nucleotides long. Its product is annotated as flocculation protein FLO11-like. The transcript is spliced from 9 exons. The coding region runs from base 135 to 1685 and encodes 516 amino acids. NCBI's taxonomy places the organism in Eukaryota, Metazoa, Chordata, Actinopteri, Acipenseriformes, Polyodontidae. The record is from RefSeq and is a predicted model, not a curated record. Gene Ontology annotation, biological process: positive regulation of cell-cell adhesion mediated by integrin; negative regulation of cell-cell adhesion; cell migration. Gene Ontology annotation, cellular component: microvillus membrane; apical plasma membrane.
AAAAAAUCCGAAACCUCUACUUGUAUCCACAGUAAUAAGUGAAAUAGUCUGUGUGAAGGAGAAAGGAAAGAAAAUGCGUGUCAUGGUUUGUGUGAUUGGUUUCAUGGGGCGAAUUGUCAUGCUGAUUUUACGGCAUGGAAAUCUGGCUACUAAGAUAUAGACAACCAAAGCUCAUGUACUGUCUUUGGAUUAUGUCUGACAGUACAGACAUGACUACUGAGAUGACAACUGCCAAGAAUCAACCAACCAGUGAUGUUGUAACUAGAAAUGAGGCUUCAACGACAAUCCUACCUGCACCUAUUACAAGUCAAUCAACUUCAACUAAAGCAACUACGUCAAUGUUAUCUUCGGAUUCCAGUGCAUCAAUGGUCAUCAGUGAUGCCACAACUCAACCAGCUUCUACUGCCACUCCUGAUAAUGCCGCUACAAUUCCAAUUAAUGGAACGUCAAGUGAAGCCCCUAAAGAACAAUCUAGCUCACCUGCUCCAGCUAGCCAAUCUAAUCCAACUAGCUCACCUACUCCAGCUAACCCAUCUACUUCAACUAGCCCAUCUAAUCCAACUAGCUCACCUGCUCCAGCUAGCCAAUCUAAUCCAACUAGCUCACCUACUCCAGCUAACCCAUCUAAUCCAACUAGCUCACCUGCUCCAACUAACGUAUCUGCUUCAACUAGCCCACUUGCUUCAACUAGCCCACCUGCUUCAGCUAACCUAUCUGCUUCAACUAGUACACCUGUUGUAACUAGCCCAUAUAUAUCUAGCCCAUCUAAUUCAACUAACCCAUCUGCUUCAACUAGCCCACUUGCUCUAGCUAGCCCAUCUGCUUCAACUAGCCCACCUGCUUCAGCUAACCUAUCUGCUUCAACUAGCCCAUCUGUUACAGCUAGCUCAUCUAUAUCUAGCCCAUCUAAUUCAACUAGCCUUCUUGCUUCAGCUAGCCCAUCUGCUUCAACUAGCCCUACUUCAUCUCACCUACCUAAUUCAACAAGCACAUCUAUUACAGCUAGAACAUUAAACUUACCAAGUUCAUCAGCUCCUGGAAAUACAUCAAAAAGCUCUGCCUCAGCUGUUACCACCUCUUCAGCAGCACCACUGACACAGGUAGAAUGUGUUAUCCAAAAAGGUGAAAGUACUGAGUCUACAUGGAUUUUAAAUGACAACAGAACAUGUGAAGAUUUUAAAGCAUCCAAAGGAUUGAAAUUGGCAGAAAAGUUGUGUUCCUGGCUGAACAUCGGCUCCAGUUGUAGCCUAACAAUGACGAAUACAAAGGAUGGAGCCAUUGAACUCUUGGGACUUACUGUUAACAUGAAUCAAGAUAACUUGAAACAGAAAUUUGGUGAUAUAAACGAUUUUCUAAAUGAGUCCAAAGAUGAAAACCGCUCUGGUGACUAUUCUACACUGAUUGCGAUUCUCCUUUCGAGUGGGGUUCUUCUGUGCAUAAUCAUUGGCUUCAGUGCGUAUGCUACACGUCAAAGAAGAUCCUAUAGGAAGAAACGGCAUCAACUCACAGAAGAGCUACAGACUGUUGAAAAUGGUUACCAUGACAACCCUACACUGGAGGUAAUGGAGGUCCAGCCCGAGAUGCAGGAGAAGGCGGCCAACCUGAACAGUGAUGAUGGCUAUAUUGUUCCAAUUGACAACCUCACCAAGGAGGAACUAGACGGGGAAGAGGACACCCACUUAUAAACCAAACGUUCAACACUGUACAUCUCUGUGGCGUUCAAAAAAAAAUGGACAGAAUGGCAUAUGAAUGAUAUCUUUUCAUAGAAGGCUUACUUCUAUUAUGUGAGAGUUAGAGAAAUCUGCUGUAGAAAUCUACUGCAGAAAUUAUACCCACUCUCCGCUCCACUCCUUAAAAUGUAUUAUAUUGAGAACAUUGUGCUUUUGUUUGAAAAAUGUUUGUAGUUGUAGAGUGACCUUGAAAUGAAAAUUUUAGUAGCAGACUUUUGUGAAAUGUACUGAACAAAGUGAUGAAUAUGUUCAAAUUUAAUCUGUGACAAAAUGAUCUAAAUACUGCAUCAGGGGUUGGCACCACGCCAAGUGAGUGACGAACAUUUAAAAAAAUAAAUAAAAAAUAAAAUUAAUUUUGCCCCAGACAGAGUAAGGGCUGUACAAUUCCGUGAGUGUGUGUUAAAUGUAUUCGCUGCCAUGGACAUGCAUGUCACUGUACGGACAAGUUGUCGACCCCUGUACUGCAUGUAAUCACCCAGUAAUUACUAAGCGGUUACAAAAUUAUGUAGUGGAGUCUUUUUCAUUUGAUCCAGCAGUUUUUCAAAUAUUGUUUGUUGUUACUGCCAUCUCUUCAUAUUGGCGCUUUUAGGGCAUGUAGACAUACAUGUGCGUUUUUAACCCCUACCCUUAACUUUUUAUGAAGUUUGCAAUCAUUCAGAAUGUUUCCAAGUUCUAUUUUGAGAAUGUUCAAUCUAACUGGCUUGCGUGCAGGCUUACCACCCUGUCUAUCCUACACACAAGUAAACCUAUGUGUUUCUAAACUUUAUUUUACAAUACUAAAUGAUUGCGUUAUGUAUGUGAAAAAGUUUAAUACAGUCCUUACUCCGUGAAACAAUUAUAUGCGGUCUAUAUAAGGUAAUAGUCACUUGAAAGUUACCACAUUUACAAUCAUACAGUAUUUGUGAGCCGGCCUGUGAAAACACACAUAGCAUCUACACCUUUUCUGCUACCCUCCUAUAAGGUUUCACAGGAAGGAAAAGCAAUUAAAUAAUUCUGCAUGUUUGAAAUGUGUACAGGAUUCAGAUUUUUUUAAACAAUCAAUGUAUUUUUGUUCUAAUAAUUACAUUGUGGCUAUAAAAAAAUAAAUAAAUCCAGAGCAGCAGAAUGUGGCAGUGUGCUGCAAGUUACACAGUGCCAAACAACUAUUGCCAAAUUUCUGGGUGGACAAUACCCAGGGGACUGAAGUUCACAUUAGGUUUUCAUUACCCACUAAAUGGAGUGUGGGUGUGUGUUCAGAUCACUUCCUAUUCAGUUAAUUCCCAAUUACAUUUUUUUUGUUUUUGUUUUGCUGCUUAAUAACUAAGAAUGUUUUUACAGAAUAAUUUGAGGCACAAAUUUGGACACAAUCUAUGCAUUUUAUAUUGAAGAACUUAUUUCAAGACAUAACUAUACUUAUUUGUUUGUAUACUGAGUGGAUAAAAUUUUUUUUAAAAAAUGAAGUUUUAUACCGCUUAGUAUUUAAAAAGUCUGACGCAAUAUAGUUCUAAACUAAAUUAUUCAUGCAAGCAAAAAGGAGAAUUGCAUCAAAAUCUUAACUAUAGGAUAUGGGUUCUUUCUGUAUUUUUCUUCUAAAUAAUGUAUUUUUUUUUUAAAAUAUUGCAACAUAUGCUGUAGUAGCGCUGAAAAAUGUAACAACACUGUUUAAUCUUAACGUAUUGUUACUCAAAAAAUAUAUAACAUCAUAAGCUCAAUGUUGAAGUUUAUAAACAAAUGCUUUGAUAUUUCUGAAGUUCUAAAUACAAUAUAUAUGCUCUUGAAUGAAUGAAAGCUUGGUCUUAAUUACUAUGUUGUGUGUGACGUAGAAAUCACAAGAUUGUGGUUUGUCUUUGUAUAGUACUUAGUUAAUAGCCAGUUUGUUUUGCCUUGACCAUGAACAUAUAAGGUACAAGGCAUUGCUGUGGUUCUGUGAAAACACAGUACUAAAGUUAGCCUGUUGGAUAUUCAGAAUGCCGUACAAAAAGACGUUUUAAACAGACGAUUAGCAUGACUGUCUAAUACGUGUUACUUUAAAUGUAAUGUCAUAUUUUAAGACAGUAUAUGCAUUUGUGAUCAGACCAAUAGUCUGAUUCCCUUAACUUAAUGUAAACUUACUUAAAAUGUUGCAAGGAAUUCAAUUGUAUCACUGUUUAACCUUUGUGCCCUGUAUCACAAGGUGAAUUUUACUUUACAAUAGUUAAAAGGAAUGGUUUGGUGUUCUAAGACAGCACAAUGCUUAAAUGCAAAACAAAAAGAAAAAAAUGGUAUUGAAUAUGCAAAUAAACAGGCAAAUUACAUGCACCUUCAGUAUAUACUUGGAUUAACAAACUUGUUAUAAAUCUAACCAAGCUAUCAAUGUGCAUAAUGAUAAUGUUUUUAAGAACUGAAGUCUGACACACUGGAAUUUGUACCAGUAACUGGAUUGAAUGUUUUACACAA